Messenger RNA from Caenorhabditis angaria, 3332 nucleotides. The record is from the annotation of a GenBank genome assembly. NCBI's taxonomy places the organism in Eukaryota, Metazoa, Nematoda, Chromadorea, Rhabditida, Rhabditidae.
AUGGCGACGAAUAAUAAUGCAGAUGGACAAUCAAUGAAACGUUUGAAAACAAAGAAGCUUGAUGUUGGUAAGUGAAAUGACAUCAGAAAUACUGAUUUCUGAUAAAUUUGAAAACAGAUCAACAACAACAAGUAUCUAUAAAAGAAUCAUUGAUGAAAAAACCAAGAGCGCCCGGCACAUCUGGUAAGAUAAAGAUCAUAUAUUUAUGUGGUAACAAAAUAAUUUCUUUGACAGAUCGACAACAAUUAUCAUUCAAAGACAAUGGUAUGUCAAAACGAGCAAGAGUACCUGGACAAUUAUUAACAGGUAAAAUAUAAAGAGAAGACUAAAAACACUAGAAAGUAUAAUUUUUUGUAGAACAACCACAAUUGUCAAUAAGCGAAGGACCAAAUGAAGGAAUGUCACGACGAGGAAAAGUAUCGAAAAAAGAAGGAGGUAUUUUUGACAAUUAAUCAUAACAAUAUUAAUUUUUGUUUAUUUCAGAACCUCUAUCAGAAUGUGGAAAUGUAGGAUCUCGUCGUGGAAAACCAGACAGAAGUCUCAAUGAGCCAGUUUCAAAACGUGGUGGAUUAUUCAAAAACAAAAAGUCGAAAUUCCAAGUUUCUUCAAUGGAACAAUCUUGUUUAUCUUCGAAAGGUUCAAAAAAUGAUGUGUUAUCUCCUUCGAUUCGUGGAGGAAAGAAAACAUCGAAAUCAAGUUUGUAAUUUGAAAACUAAAAAUUUUUUUUUUCGAAUUUUGAAAUUUCAGAGAGAAAAAGAUCAAAUGACACGGAUGAAAAAGGUGGAAAGAGAAGAAAAAAGAAAGGACCAUUGGAAAUUGGGGGAACAAUUGAAGGAACUGGUGGAACAAGUUAUCAAGUUCGACAAUUAAUUCGAAAUCCAGGUUCAAAUGGUGAAUAUUUGGUAUCAGAUGGGUCUACUGUAAGUGACACAAAAUUGAAACACACCUGCAGGGAGUGUCCCAAAAAUUUUGGGCAGUGUGGAAAUUUAUCACAAAAAAAUUUGCAGCGUGAAAUUUUGAAACUUUUCAUCAAAAUCCGCAGAAAAACUACAUUUUUUUCGUGAAAAAUGUACAGUGUGGCUUCUGAAAAAUUUUGUACAGUGUACUUUUUGGACACGUCUCUUCAGGUGUGAAUUGAAAGAAUUUUUGAAACAUUUUAUGAUUAAGGAAAAAAUAUUGCGUCUCAAUUUGAAAGGAAAAUUCAAAUUGAAACAUACAAUGGAUAUUUUGAAAAAAGUUGGAGGAAUGAAUCAACCAAAUGGAAAAUGUUUCUUUAUCGAAUUCAAAGAAUUAGGAUCCUACUUGAAAUAUGAUGUUUGUUUAUUUUUCGAAUGGUUUUGAAAGAUUGUAACAAUAUUUAAUUUCAGUACUUGGUUACAUCUGUCUAUAAUAUUCAAUUAUACGAAGUUCACACUGCUCUUUUCAAAGUUUUUAGUCGUGAUUGUACUAUGAACAUAGCUUAUCAGACUUUAGAAUGUUUGAGAGCAUUACACAAUGCUGGAUAUAUUCUUCGAAAUGUUAAACCAACUAGUUUUUCCAUUGGAUUUGGUCAAAAUGAGCGUUUAAUUUGUUUGUCUGAUUUUCGAAUUUCUCGAAAACAUAUUGAGGAUUAUAAAGUGAUAAAUGCUCGACCAAGAGUUGAAUAUAUUGGAACUGCCAGAUAUUCAAGUAUAAAUUCAAUGAAAUGUAUCGAUCAAGGAAGAAAAGAUGAUCUUGAAUCCUGGUUGUAUAUGAUUAUUGAUUUACUUGAUUAUACUUCUGCUUUGCCAUGGAAAAAUAAGCCAAAAAUCGAGGUUUUGCCAUUAAAAGAGAAAUUCUUUUGUCAUGGAGAUCCAAGUGUUUAUGUUUAUGCUCCAGAAGGUUUUAAGAAAAUUGUUGACUUGAUUAAUCAAUGGAAAUAUGACACUCUUCCUGACUAUGUGUAAGAUAAGAUAUACUCAUUUUUCUUUUUAUCGAAAAAAAUUAAUUUUUUUUAGAAACAUAAUAUCAAUCCUCGAUGAAAUUUGCAGUCAAAAUUCAUUAGAUCGAACAGUUUGUGAUUGGAUUGGAAAGUUUCCGAAUUUCUCGACUACUCAAAAAGCAAUUGAUGAUGCUGCCAAUAAAACUAGUGAUAAUAUUUGUAGUGGAGUUGAUGAUUUCGAAUAUGGACCGCCGAAAAAACAAACAAAAGUACCGAGAAAAUUGAUGAAUCCAGGAGAUACUAUCAAAAAUGGUCAAUUCACUUGGAAAGUUGUCAAUGUUUUGGGAUCUGGUGGAUUCGGUGAUGUUUAUCGUGUUUAUAAUGAAACCGAUAAAAAGAAAAAGGUUGGUUUUCUAGAAUUUUGAAUAGGAUUGAGAAAUUAUUCUUUCAGAACUACGCAUUGAAAACAGAAAGUGAAGACGGAAGAAAGAACAUGCUCCGUUUAAAAGUGGAAAUGCAAGUUUUAAUGGCAAUUCAAGAAGAUCGAAAAGCUAAAGGAGAAGACAAAGACAAACAGAAGACAAAUAAACAUUUUGUCGAGUUUGUUGAUCGUGGAAAAUCUGAAGAAUUGAGAUGUAAAUUCAUUGUAAUGAGCAUUGUUGGUCCAUCUCUCGAUGAUUGCCGCAAAAAAUUCAAUGUUGAUUUGUCACAAAAAGCAACACCAUAUAUUAUCGCAGUUCAAACAUUGGAAUCAGUUCGUGAUCUACAUAAUCUUGGAUUUCUUCAUCGAGAUAUCAAACCAGCGAAUUUUGCUGUAGGAAUUGGACCAAACGAAUAUAUGGUUUAUAUGUUAGAUUUUGGAAUCUCAAGAUUAUUCAUUGAUCAAAAAACAAAAGCAUUGAGAGCACCUCGAAAAAAGGUCAAAUUUUUGGGAACUCUUAGAUUUGCAUCUCGAGCUUGUAUGAAAUGGGAAGAUCAGGGAAGAAAAGAUGACCUCGAAUGUUGGAUGUAUAUGAUAUUUGAUUUGCUUGAUGAAGACAAUGGAAUUGCAUGGAAAUGUAUGGUUGAUAGAGAUAAAAUUGUCACACUCAAAACUGCAUUUUUUCAAACUAGUUGUAAGUUUACUUUUUGAGAAUCUGAGUUCCAAGUACAUGUUUUAUUUUCAGUGCCGACGGUUUAUGAAAUCAUUCCACGCCAGAUGAAAACACUCGUAAAAUACAUCGACACGUUAGAAUUUCAAUCAGUUCCUGAUUAUGUUUACAUUGAGAAUCAACUAACAAAUGUUGCUGAAAGUAUUGGGCAUUCUAUAAAAAAUAGGAAAAAAGUUGAAUGGCUUGGAAAAUUGAAGAAAGACGAGUCAGAACAAACAAAAAGAAUUGACGACGAAAGCGAAUCGGAAAGUGAAUCGAAAAAAUCAAAUGAUUCUGAAUAA